This is a messenger RNA of Asparagus officinalis (garden asparagus), 1223 nucleotides long. Its product is annotated as cysteine synthase-like. The record is from RefSeq and is a predicted model, not a curated record. Gene Ontology annotation, molecular function: cysteine synthase activity. NCBI's taxonomy places the organism in Eukaryota, Viridiplantae, Streptophyta, Magnoliopsida, Asparagales, Asparagaceae. The coding region runs from base 126 to 1109 and encodes 327 amino acids. The transcript is spliced from 11 exons. Gene Ontology annotation, cellular component: cytoplasm.
UAGUCCAGAAAUUGGCUCUUCUUCUUUACAUACAUUUAGUCUGCCCACAGGGGAGAAAGCUGUCGUCUUUGUUGAAGUCUCCACCCCCCUUGCUCUCUCUCUCUCUCAGGGGAUAGUUCGAUAAAAUGGGUGAAGUGAGUCAUACAAUUAAGAUUUCUAAGGACGUCACUGAAUUGAUCGGGAAAACUCCGUUGGUGUAUCUCAACAAUAUCGUGAGUGGCUGCAAGGCCCGUAUUGCUGCUAAGCUUGAAAUGAUGGAGCCCUGCUCCAGUGUUAAGGACAGGAUUGGAUAUAGCAUGAUUACUGAUGCUGAGGAAAAAGGCCUUAUCACUCCUGGGCAGAGUGUCCUGAUUGAGCCUACCAGUGGUAAUACUGGCAUAGGGUUGGCUUUCAUAGCAGCAGCGAAGGGUUAUAAGCUUGUCCUAACAAUGCCAGCGUCCAUGAGUCUCGAGAGAAGGAUCAUUCUUAAAGCUUUUGGUGCUGAGUUGGUUCUAACUGAUCCGGUUUUGGGAAUGAAAGGAGCUGUUCAGAAGGCUGAAGAGUUGGCUGCAAAGACACCCAAUUCAUAUAUUCUCCAACAAUUUGAAAACCCUUCCAAUCCAAAGAUUCAUUAUGAGACAACUGGGCCUGAGAUAUGGAGUGCAACUGAUGGGAAAAUUGAUGGCUUUGUAUCUGGCAUUGGAACUGGGGGUACAAUAACCGGAACAGGGAAAUAUCUUAAAGAGAAAAAUCCUGAUGUCAAGCUUUAUGGUGUGGAACCAUCAGAAAGUGCUGUUUUAUCAGGAGGAAAGCCAGGCCCACAUAAGAUCCAAGGAAUAGGAGCUGGUUUUAUUCCUGGAGUUUUGGAUGUUAAUCUAAUUGAUGAAGUAGUUCAGGUUUCAAGUGAUGACGCUAUUGAAAUGGCAAAGCUUCUUGCCCUGAAAGAAGGGUUGCUGGUUGGAAUAUCAUCUGGAGCUGCUGCUGUUGCUGCCAUUAGAAUUGCACAGCGUCCAGAGAAUGAAGGGAAACUCAUUGUGGUUGUUUUCCCCAGCUUUGGAGAGCGAUAUCUUUCCUCAGUGCUAUUCCAGUCGAUAAAGAAGGAAGCUGAGAGCAUGGUAUUUGAGCCCUAAGCAGAAUAUGUUUACAACUGGAUGUUAAAAAAACAAAUAAAUAAAAAGGAAGACUGAGAGCAUGGUGUCUGGAGCUGUGAAAAUAAAAAGGAUUUUCUUUAUGGCAUUCCUUCA